This is a messenger RNA of Ornithorhynchus anatinus (platypus), 4111 nucleotides long. RefSeq names its product zinc finger RNA binding protein 2 (gene ZFR2). The coding region runs from base 70 to 2664 and encodes 864 amino acids. NCBI's taxonomy places the organism in Eukaryota, Metazoa, Chordata, Mammalia, Monotremata, Ornithorhynchidae. Gene Ontology annotation, molecular function: single-stranded RNA binding; zinc ion binding; double-stranded RNA binding. The record is from RefSeq and is a predicted model, not a curated record. The transcript is spliced from 19 exons. Gene Ontology annotation, cellular component: precatalytic spliceosome.
UUCCUUUUUCGGCCCCUGUCGAGGUAGCAGCACCUCUCACGGCCGGGUCGACCUACCGAAAAGGCCUAAAUGAUGGCGAAUAACCCAAAAGGUUUCGCACAAAGCAUCGAUCUCCCCGGCAGUCAACCUGUUCCUGUUAAUUCUCACCAAAUCCCUGUAGCAGAUUAUGCCAAGGAUCUGAGUACUAAAGUGGCUAAGGUUCCUCGGAUAAUAUCCUCAUCCGGGUAUGGAAGGCGCCAUGCAAGCAUGGGUCAGAGCUAUGAAUAUCGACCUCGGCACUGGCAGCCCUAUCCCAGGGCCAGAAGUCAAACUCACCAGGAUCAUUCAAGUCGUGGACAAUUGCCAGAAAUCAAAAAGUACACCAACAGAUUGCAUAAUUACUCUGCAGCUAGACAACAACAAGUUGCCAAAGUCACUUAUCAUCGAUCAGUUCCUGAAGGGGGCUCCUCUCAGGAUAGCUGUGGUUUCCCUAAGAAUCAGGAGGCUACAGGAUCAGUUUCCCUGAACUGUAAUCCUCCCACAGAGCCAACAUGUAGCAAAGACUCUCAGCCACCACAGCCACUCAAGAGCCAAACCCAGUCACCACUUCAGCUUCAGGCCUCGCCACCCCCGUCGCAGCCGAAGCAGCAGUCUUCUCCGUUGCCUUGGAAACCUUCCAACGGCCCCAGAAAUUCUCUUAGCAGUUCCAAGCAAUCUUCUCAUCAAAAUAAGCCGCUGCUACCCAGAGACCUCUUCCAGGAGCCCUUCGUUCUCUACUGCGAUGUGUGCAAGAUCGUUUGUCCUGGCCCCCAGACUUACUGGGAGCAUUUAGAAGGGCAGAAGCAUAAGAAGAAAGAGGUAGCUCAAAAAUUGGGUGUCCGUACAAACAGUGACCAGAAACAACUUCUUUGUGCUCUCUGUGAUAUUUACUGCUCAGGAGAUGAGUCAUAUUUAGCACAUAUUAAUGGAGCUAAGCACCAGAAGGUCCUUAGUUUAUUUGUAAAGCUGGAGAAGCACAUUCCUUCCGCAGAGCCUGUGAUAGUGAAACCUACUGCUGCUCCUGCUACUGCAACCACUUCUGCCACUACAAAAGCUAUCAAGCCACCAGCAGCUGUCCGCAAAGAAAAGAAAAAAGCUUCAAAGGCCACAUUAAAUUUGCCAAGUGAACAGAAUACAUCGCCUGUGUUCAAAUUGCAGCCAGUCGGACGUGCCUAUGUGGAAGAGGUGCGAAACCGUGAAGGAAAAUCAAUGCAAUUUCACUGUAAACUGUGUGACUGCUUUUGCCACGAUACAAAUACCAUGGAGGUGCAUCUGAGAGGGCGCCGCCAUCGACUGCAGUACAAGAAGAAAGUGAACCCUCAAUUUCCAGUUGAGACCAAGUCCCAAAAGAAAGAUCAGAAAAACUCUGAAGAGAUGAAGAAACACAGGGAUAUUAUGAAACUAGAGAAAGAGAAAGAGCAGCUAUGGGGCUAUGUCAAGAAUGUAUACUGGAAGUGGCUAGAAGAAGAACAGCUGUUUUGGGAAGACGAACGUCGACACUGGUGGCGUGCAGACCUGUUUCCAUUCCACCCCUUCAUGAGCAGACCUAGUAUGCCUGUUGCAUCCCUUUUGCUAAAAGAAUAUCCAAAUGCCAGUAUUGACCAGCACAUUCUGAUGAAACAUUCCAGUAUCUACCCUACGAUAGAUGAGUUACAAACCGUACAGAAGGUGGUGUCCCAUUUGGAGCAGGCCCUCAAGCUGGUCUCUGACUCACUAACUUGUGAAAAAAGAAAAAUGCUGAAGAAAAAGAGCAGGAAAAUAAACUUUGAAUGUAAAAUUCUGUUGGGUGUAACACGAGUUGGUAUCCUCGCAAAAGGUCUUCUUCUCCAUGGAGACAGGGACAUUCACCUCAUCCUGAUCUCAGCUGAGAAACCUACAAAGAUUCUCCUACAGAAAAUCGUAGAGAAGUUACCUGAGAAAAUUUUGAUGUUAACUGAUGACAAGUAUGAGAUUACAGCUCAAAUUGAAGAAGCAUGUCUGGUCAUUACUUCGUGUGGGGAGCCCAAACUGCAAGUCAAAAUUUCAAUCACAUCAGCUCUCAUGGAAGACACCCCUGAGGCUGUUGCUAAAAAUGAAGACAAAAGAGGACCUCAACCUGAACAGGCAGAUCUGUUGAACCGGAGCAAGUGCCUUGAGUCAUUGACUGCUAUCCGGCAAACCAAGUGGUUCCAGUCUACUGUUCAUGACCUGCAGUCAUGUUUGAUCAUUGUCCGGAUUUUGCGAGACUUGUGUCAGCGUGACCCAAUCUGGAGACCCUUCCCACAAUGGGCACUGGAAAUUUUGGUGGAGAAAGCCUUAAGCAGUGCAGUAUGGCCUCUUAGUCCCGAGAAAGCUUUAAGGCGCAUUUUCGAGUUUGUAGCCUCAGGAAUCCUCUUGAGCGGCCCAGGUCUUCAAGAUCCUUGUGAGACUCAGCCAGUAGAUACUCUGAAGCCCCUGACUCAUCAAGAGAGGGAGGCUAUUACAGUCAGUGCCCAGAAUGCCUUGCGAAAUUUCGUGUUCAGGCAGAUGCAUAAAAUCCUGGGAGAUAACUAUGAGGUAUAUUCUCAAGAUAGUGUCCUGGAAAGCAGCAAAAGAAAACGGGACUUUGGUAAGGUAGCCAAAGAAGAGAGUCAGGAGAAGAAGUACAAAAAGAGAGGUCGUGUCUAACUAGUUCAGGGCAUUCACUAAGAGUGCCUUUUGUUACUUUAGCGAACGUAGAAAUGUCCAUGUGCCUGCACACAUGCUCUUUUCAUGCGUGUGUGUAUGAAUAAGUUGCUUUCUACUCUCUGUUGAGGUUUUGAUAAUAUUAAGGUUUCCCCCCCCCAAACAAUUUAUUCUAAGCCGUGUUUAUCUUAUGAAAUAGCAUCAUUCCUUAAGAAUAAAGUUGCUUCUGGCAACUUUCUCCUCUGUACCUCCCCACCUCCUCCCCACUCCUGAAGAAACCCCCUCCACAGCAAAACAGGUAAAAGGAGGCCAGCCCGGUUUUUGGUUUUUUUCCCUCCUUGAAUUAUUUCUUGCGGACUCGAAAAAUAGGUCCAAUGUCAUGUAGAAGAAAAUGCAGGCUCUGGGUUUGAAUGUUAAAAUCUCUUCUUCCAUCUUUUCCAUCCCCCAACUGGAGGGUGGAGGGGUCAGAAGCAAGUAGUUUGGUCUGGAAGAACCAAGAGGAUGGCUUUGUCCUUCAGGGAAGCAAAGCUUGCCCAAGCCAAGGGAAGGCUCAAAAUGCUACUUGACCCUUUGCAUACCAUAAAACACAGUGAGCCCAUUUCACUGGUAUCUAGAGUUCUCUGUUAGACUGGGUCUACGUAUAAAAUCCCCAUUCACCACCACUCUGUGAGUGUUUUAUCUCAUCUGGCUUUGAAGUUUGGACAUCUGUGUAAUUUCUGAUCUUUUUGGAAAGCACCCCAUGUGUUCCAGGAAAGACGAAAAUGGAGGUUGGACAGGGGUUGCUCUGUUAACAGUGGUAGGGUGAAGAGUGCUAAAUUUAAAAAAUACCUCUUACUUUAUUUGACAAUAUGACCACUAACCACAGAGAUUUUUCCACCUACCAAAGAGUGCUUUCUCUAGAGAGGUCAGUACGGUGAAGGGCUGCUUUGAAAUUGUUUACUUAAAAUGUGGUUUUGCCUUUCUUUGUUCCCCCCAAAUUUGAGCCACCUUUCCAACGUGAGCCAAUUUGAAAGUUUGGUCUUUUUCAGUAACACCUCUCAGAAGUGGUUGGACUGCAACCUGGAAAGAUGCUUAAUGUGGAUGGGGGUCCUAGUUACAGUAAUGGGAUUGGAGGGAAGGGAUCUGAUCCUGGCACUGUGUUUUUGAAUCAGUUAUCCCACUCCAGCAAACUAAGAAACCAGGGCAGGGCGACCCAUGCUAAUUUGGUUCAGCCUGUUUCUUUGUGGAGGGUUUCUCAGGUAGUUGAUUGCCCAGUGGUAUUUAAACAAAUGUUGUGAUUUAGGGUCCCUCUGAUGCAUUUCAUUUUAUUUCACUUUCUGUGUGGUAAACAGAAAGCCUAUAACACGGUUUUAAUAGUUUAAUGUUUUUGAAAUGUUACCUGAAACAAACAAGGAAAAGAAAACAAGGAGAAAAAAGUGAAAGCAAAAUAAAGACAUGUUGUUUCAGUGUA